Molecule: messenger RNA, 6896 nt
Organism: Danaus plexippus (monarch butterfly)
Lineage: Eukaryota; Metazoa; Arthropoda; Insecta; Lepidoptera; Nymphalidae
Gene: Eip93F
Product: mushroom body large-type Kenyon cell-specific protein 1-like
Exons: 6
Coding region: 1027-3189 (720 amino acids)
Biological process (GO): regulation of transcription by RNA polymerase II
Cellular component (GO): nucleus
Molecular function (GO): DNA binding
Source: RefSeq, a predicted model, not a curated record
ACAGACUAAAAAUAAAUAAUAUGCACAAUAAAUUAUGAAGACGUUUUAACUUAAAAAAGGUUAGAAAAAAAAACUACCAACUUUUUGUUCUUAGGAGCGAAAAACUCUUGAAUAUAAUAAAGUUACAUAUAAUUUGUAGUAACUUAAAGCCCUUUACAUUUAAAUGACUUUAAAUUAAAACUUAUAUUUAAGAGAAAAAAUGUAUUGUUAAUUAAACGUUAGUAUAAUACGUAACAGUAAACAACAAACCCGCAACGCUCACUCACACCGAGAAUAGCUCCGACUAACAAAACUUUUACAAUCUUAAUAUCAGAACAAUAUCCCAGAAUCCAGCUCCUUCCGAGUUAGAGGCCGGCUAGCUAUAACAACAUAUUUACAUAGAAAUCUUUAAAAAAGCCUUUGAAAUACCAUUAAUUGGUAGAGUUUUUAUUGUGAUCACAUCCUGAUACAAUCAAUGUAAUUAACCGCCAUUAAACAACUAUUAUCUUUAAUAACCUUCAACACGUCACGAAAUAAAAUGGCUUCCUAACUGCGAUUGGAAAAUGAGUAGUCAUGCUAGUCUCAAAUUUUUAUAAUAACUAGCGAAGGAAUCCGUCCCGUAUUACUAACGCUGUAGGAUCGCCUUCGGUGUGAUGCUGUCCGAUCAUAAUUUUUGAUGGUGCUAUUUGCAUCAUAGUUACAGCGCCAUCUAUACGGAUUCCGACAAAAUUUUUCACCGAACCAUUUCUUACAAGAACUACUCACACAGGCGAGCCUCGUAUGCAACACGCACACACGCGCGACCAUGAAUACACAAUCGAACGCACCCACACUCUGAGAAAAAAACGAUAAAAAAACUGCACACAAACACUAGUCGAAUUCAGUUUGCACACAGACGCUAGGACGGCGUUCUAUUUUUGAAAUUUCGAACUUUUUUCAAAAUCCCGAACCGAGGCCCUUCGGUGUCGGAGUGAAGGAAACCGUGAUUAAAUUCACAAGUCUUAGGGGUUAUUAUUAUAAAAGAUAAGAUAAGUGAGUACAACUAAAAUGCCCAAGGUUCGAAUACAAGCGCGGGCACUCACACACGCGCAGCGCUCAUCAACGACGGUGCAUUCUGCGCAUGUGUGCCGUGCACCGCGCUCGGACGCUCUUGAUACUGGUCUAGAACGGGUAGCAGAGGAGUUGAUGGGUCGACGGAAAUGGAAACUAUAUCAAGACGGUCUGAUACCAAAGAGGAUAGAGGGCUCGGGGUCCAGCGACGAGGACCCCUCCGCCGCCGAGCCCCCGCCCGCGCUCAAGAUCAAGACGAUAGAGGAGAUCAACGCGCCGGGGGCGGAGCCCGCCAGGAAAGAGACCAUCCUGGAGACUCUCAUCAAGAGGCCCGCGGCGCAGCCCCGGGGGGAGCGCGACAGGGACGAGCCAGCGGACUGGAGGCCCGCCGACCGCUGCUACUUCUGUGUGGAUGGAGACACGGCCGCCGAGGAGGACCCCGCCGCCCCAGGCGCCACUAGUCCCGCGUCAGAGUCGGACAGCAGUUCUGUGUCUGGCGCCAAGAGUCCAGCUGGUCCGCCACUUCUGCAACACCUGCUACAGCUGCAAUUGCAAGGACAGAAUCCGCAGGCCAUCACACAGCAGGCGGUGACGGAGAUGUGUGUGCAGUUCCAGCAGAUGAUAGCGGCCCUGGCGGCGCUCGGCACGGGCCUGGUGCCGCCGCUGUCGCAGGCCUGGAUGAUGCAGAAGAUGAUGACCAGGCCGCAGGCUGACAGAGCGGAGGACAAGCCGGGGAGUUCCCCGACCACGGAACAGCCCCUCGACCUGAGCGCCAAAUCCACCUCCAGCACGAGUGGGACCCCACCACCGGAAAAGGUGACCGACACCAGAUUAAAACGUCCUCCGCUCGAGGCUUCGGGGAACAGCACGCGGCGGACGUACACCGAGGAUGAGCUGCAGUCAGCUCUCAGAGACAUCCAGUCCGGGAGGCUGGGCACGAGGCGGGCGGCCGUCGUGUACGGCAUCCCGCGCUCCACGCUCAGGAACAAGUUCAACAAGUUCGGGCUGGCGGCGGAAGCGGGCCCGGACUCCGAGCCGGACUCCGAGUCCGACAAGCCCGACUCGCCGCCAUCCGUCAUACUUAAGAUCCCGACCUUCCCGCCUCCGGACGAGAAGAGCCCCUCCCCGGCCGCCCCCGUCACCCCCCUCACUCCGCUUCUGCCUCCCCAGCCUCCCCUCAACCCUCCGUCGCAGCUGCUCCUGUCCCCAUCCGUGUUCGCGGACCCCUCCACCCCCCGGCAUCUCUUCACGUCGCUGAACGACGUCAUCGCCAAGAGCAUCAGCCAGAAGUUCCAGCAGCCCUUAGAGCGCCCGCCCCCCGCCGACCUGCAGUACCUCCGCCCGCCCGAGAGACACGUGUCCGUCAUCAAGACGCCCCCCGACAACCAGCGGUACUCCGCGCCCGGGAACUCCAAGAACAACGGCCAGCCGCCGGCCGGGGGGAAGGGCACCAGACCCAAGAGGGGCAAGUACAGGAAUUACGACCGGGAUAGUCUGGUGGAGGCCGUGAAGGCGGUGCAGAGGGGGGAGAUGUCUGUGCACCGCGCCGGCUCCUACUACGGAGUGCCCCACUCCACGCUGGAGUACAAGGUCAAGGAGAGGCAUCUCAUGAGACCCCGGAAGCGCGAGCCCAAGCCGCCGCCCGACGUCAAGCAGCCGCCGCCCAAGCCCUCGAAGCCGCCGACGAAGCCCUUCACGAACGGCCUCAACGGCCCCGAGGCCUACCCGGCCGGCUACCCGUUCUGGUCGGGCGCUCCGCCCUUCAGACACGCGCCCGACCUGUACGCCUCGCACAUGAUGCGGCGCCUGCAGGAGGAGGCGCCGCCGCCCGCCAACGGCUCCUUCCUCGAGGGCAUCAUCAGGUCCAGCCUGGAGCGGCCCGGCGCCGCCCUGCUGCAGCGGCUGGGAGCACCCGCCUCGCCCCCCGCCCCCGGCCCCGGUCCUGGCCCCGGACCCGGCCCCGGCGCGGCGGGUGACGCACUGCGCCGGCGACCGGACGCCGCGGAAGAGUCGGCCGCCAAGAGACCGCGCCUCGACACCGACCACCAGCUGGCGGCCGACAUGAGGGAGGCGGUGCAGAGGCUGCGGGCGGACAAGAUGAGGCCCAGGAACGGCACCCCCACCCCGCCCCCCGCACCGCCCGCCCAGGAGAGGGUCUAGCCUCACCGGGCACCGACAUCACAAUAGUUACCUUACACACACACACACAGAGACGACACACCGGACGGAGGCGCCCGGCGGACCAGCACCGGCACACUCCCCCCCCCGACCCCCCGACCGGCCCGGCCCGGCCCGGAGACCCUCGGUGCAGACCUCGUUAUGUAAGAGACAACCAAAAGUUAAUGUUAUGAAAUCGACUAUUUAAAUAUUUUUUAAGUAAUUAAAAAUAAAAAUAAAAAAACAUUGUAACAAAUUAAUUAUAACCUAGCUGCGAGUGUAAAUGUUAUCGUUUUGUAAGUGUCACGAUACGCUGGUUUUGUGCGUCGUGUUUUUUAUAUUAGAUAGGUAAUGUGUAUCGAAUGAGGCGGAGCACGCGCGGAGGCCCGCGGAGGCCCGCGGAGGCCCGCAGAGGCCCGCAGAGGACCGCAGCGGACGGACGAGGACUUGUGCAAUUAUUACUGAGAGCGCGUGUUCGCGGAGGGACGCCGGCUGGUGCGUCGAUUCCAUAUUACUGAAUGUGAUAUUUAGCAUAGUGCGGCGCGCGCGAGCCCGCACGGGGUUUACACCCACACUAGUGAUCUUAAUAUUUUAUGUACUAUUAUCGUAUCUUAAGAAGAUAUAUUCUUAUUUUUCAUGGUCCAAGUUUUAAAUGUUUUAUCGACUAUACAAAAAUAUGAAUAAUCAUUAUUAUAUUCUUGUCGACUUUAAAAAAAUAAUUAUAAUUAGCCCAAAAGAAAAAACCUCAAAAAAAAUAUGAUAUCUUCACGUUUGUGACGUUUUUUGGUGUUCAGUCGAAAAUAUAUUAUGAACUACGGAAACAAAAAUAAUGUAUACGCUCUCCCGAGGAAGUAAACUUAGGUAAAAUUAUUUGGCUAUAGAUAAUCGUACGGUUAACGUAGUGAGUAAGGUGUAUUCGCGCGCCUCGUGAGUGACACUUCUUUGUAUUAUGUAUACAUAUAUUAUACCUAUACAAAUAAACUAUUGUCCUGCGUUCCCUCGACCACUCGUGGAGGGAGAAUUGGGGAGUGACCUCGACAUUUCGACACAAAUAUCACAACAGUACCAGGAAAGACAUUGUAAUAUAUUCAAAGAAAAAGUUUAUAUAUAUGUAUAUACGACGAGAUUAUCAAACAUAUCCGAUGCCGAGAUGUCGAACACACUCGAAACAAAAAAAAAAAACAAAAUUUUUAUAUUCGAAAUUUAAACUAGUCGAUAACAUGUUUCACUUUCGUUUCGUUACGUGCGUAUAAUUUUGGACGUCUUUUUAAUGUUUAAUCUUCGACAAAAAAAAAGUUAAAUGAUCUAUUGUAACUGUUAUAUCGUGCAUUUAUUUUGUUAAAAGACAUGUAAUGUAUUUAUAAAGACAUAUUAUAUUAAGGUGUUCGCCCCGAGCCCGCCGGACCGCAUUACUGAAUGAUUCCAAAUUCAAAUUGAACCGAUUCCUUUGUUUUUUUUUCUCUAUACGUACACAGAUCACGUCACGUGACAUAUGUUGAUGUAAUGGUAACACAACAACAACAACAACAGUUAUUUUGUGUAAGUCUGUACAGAAAUAAUAGGAUGGGACAAUUUGCAAAGAGAAUUUAGAUAUUAAUGAACAUUCCGUUUAGAAUGUUAAUAGAGGAUUUUUUUAAAAUAAUAAUUAUAAUAAUAAUAUAAAUAUAAUUUGUCAUCGGGAACAAAUCAUUAUGUUGUUUAAUCUUAUUUGGUAACGUUAGUUAAUUUUUAAGCGUCUUUAUUUGUAACACUAUAUACUAUUAUAUUAUAUAUUGUGAUGUUAUACAUGUCAUUGUUUACGCGCGUGGUGAGUGGUGCGUGGUGCGUGGUGAGUGGCAGUGGGUUCCGUGCCCGGACACAGAGAGGAUGCGACUGACUUAGUAAUAGCCCCGGGCGCUAGUUCGUUUUGUACAAAGUGUAUACGCCGCCUUAUCACAUAACUUUUAUCUCGGCGGCGAUCUCCCCCCCAGCCUCCGCUGUACGUCGAUCGCUUCAUGUUUUUUUAAUAUUAUUCUGUUACGUAAUCGAUGACGUCACGGACCGCUUCCGGUCGGAGCGGAACUGCCAGCGAGAUCGCCGCCGUAUUAGGGAAUCGUUUUAUUAUUGUAAAUUGUUCGAUCAUUUUUUCCACAUAUUAUUAAGAAUUUUUAGUUUAUAAUGUAGCGUAAUUUUUGAAUUCUAGUUAGGCGGUAGUGAUUCUUUAAUAUUUUUGUUAAUUAUUAUUUUAUUUUAUUUUUUUUUCGUAUUUGUAAUAAAUUUCUCUUAAGCGUUAGGUUAGUCUUGAACGGUCCUCGACUGAUCGAACAAAAAGACAAUGAAGGGAAGUUGCAUUUUAAAGAAAACACACAUACGUUUAAGAUAAAGGGAGGAGGCUGCGGCGACGACACGUUCACCGACCGUUAAACACACGUUAGACACGCGUUAACUGUCCGUUAAAGUCUCUUCGCCGCAGCCCUCGGCCCCGCGUGUUUCAUCAUUUAUAAAAGACAUUGCCAGAUCUUAUUUCUAAUCAUAACACAUGUUGUUUGUUUGUGUGUGUGUGUGUGCCUGUGUGUGUGCGCACGCGCAUCGAACGUUCGUAUAUCGUAAGCUUCACCUAUUUUGUUUUUCUUUUUCUAUAUCUAUGUACUAGAAGAUUUUUUUUUUUUAAUAAAAAAAAAUUAUCGUACUUUUAUAAUAAUUCCUUAUACUUAUUAUAAUUAUAGUACCGGGGUGAUUUUGUUUUAAACAAAUACCAACAGUUCAGAGGCGUGGGUUGCCACGUUAAAAAAUAUGUACAACACAAAGCAUUUAAUGUUAGAACAUAUUAAUAUAAAGUUAUUAGAUACGAGGAGAGAAAUUAAAAAUAUGAACGAGUUUCCUUAUUUGUGUAAUAUUUAUUUCUCGCGAGACGCUUACGAACCGACAUCACACUGCUGGGGAACAUUUGUUUGAAUGUUAUAUUAUUAUAUAUAUGUAUAUUAUUUGUGAUUCGAUAAGAGAAUGUUUUAGGUAAUGGACCAAUGUAUCGGAUGCUGCGAGCGCAUCUCGACAUGAGCUAAGAUCAAAUUAUUGUAUUGUUAAUUAUUGAGUACAAGUUUUAAUGCUAUAUUUUAUUUCAAUAUACAUCAAUCACCUUUGGUUUUUGUUUUUUGUUUUACUCCUUGGAUGUUGUAUGUUGUUUAGUUUACGCGACUCGUUUGUUUCAGCGUUUCUAAGUUUACAUAUUAUUUUUGUACUGUACUCCUGCGACGUAUGGCCCUCCUCAGUAACUAGUGAUGACAGACACUGUCUCCAUGUGAAUUAUAUUUUCGAGUUCACUUUCAUCUGCUAAGCGAGUUUCGGUAAAUUGGCACUUCUGUAUUGAAUCUAGUCAAAUUAGAGCAAAACAAAUUAAUGAAAGCUAAGCUUCCGGCGAUUCGACUGAAAAUAUAUAAAAGAAAAUAUGAGAAUUAACGUCCAAAAGGUCGCUUGGCGGCAAAAUGUUGAUUUGAAAAUGUGGAAUUGUGCACUGUGUAUGUUGGAAACAGUCUCUUAUAUCAUAUAGCUAACGUAGCGACAUUCGAGGUGGACAUUCUUUCAUAUUGUGUAAUGACAUUUUAUCUUUAAGACCUUUAUAUCUUACGUUAAUAUCUUAAAGUUGAUGGCGAGAGCGGUGAGGCAGAUGUAAAGGUGUGUGAGGAUAUUUAAAACAAACUGUAUACAAUAAAUUUCUUUCAUUUGUUGAAAUA